Ipomoea triloba (trilobed morning glory) is the source of this 1235-nucleotide messenger RNA. RefSeq names its product transcription factor MYB36. The transcript is spliced from 3 exons. NCBI's taxonomy places the organism in Eukaryota, Viridiplantae, Streptophyta, Magnoliopsida, Solanales, Convolvulaceae. Bases 83 to 1120 code for a protein of 345 amino acids. The record is from RefSeq and is a predicted model, not a curated record.
UCAGAGAAGACACCUAACUUUUCAAGAACAAAGCUAAGAUUGAUCUGAUCAACACCCCACAAAGUACACCAACACAAAAAGGAUGGGCAGAGCUCCAUGCUGUGAUAAAGCUAGCGUGAAGAAGGGUCCAUGGUCUCCUGAAGAAGAUGCUAAACUAAAAGCUUAUAUUGAGAAGCAUGGCACUGGUGGCAAUUGGAUUGCUCUUCCUCAGAAAAUUGGGUUAAAGAGAUGUGGGAAGAGUUGCAGGCUAAGAUGGUUGAAUUAUUUGAGGCCUAAUAUAAAGCAUGGUGGUUUCACUGAAGAAGAAGACAACAUCAUCUGUAGCCUCUACAUUAGUAUUGGCAGCAGGUGGUCUAUAAUAGCUGCACAAUUGCCGGGAAGAACGGAUAACGACAUCAAGAACUACUGGAACACAAGGCUGAAGAAGAAGCUGCUGGGAAAGCGAAAACAGUCACAGAUGAACAGAUUACUGCUAGCAGGCCAUCAAGAAUCUGAUAAUAAGCAAACAAAUGGAGGAGUUACUGAAGAGAACCCAUUCCUGCAAAACCUAAGCAACUCAGCUCUCGAAAGGCUCCAACUCCACAUGCAACUUCAAGGCCUUCAAAACCCUUUUUCUCUCUACAAUAAUAAUAACCCUAACAACCCACCCCCCAUUUGGCCCAACAAAAUCACCCCCACCCCCUUUCAACCCAAAAUAGCUGAUGAUGAGCCAAUAAUGACCUCCAAUCUCGACAUCCCAGAGUACAGCAAGAUGAAUGAACUGGAAAAUUGCAUGAAUAAUAAUUCUGGGUCGAGUUUGGGGCAGGAGAAUAAUAAUAAUAAUAAUAAUAAUAAUUCUGGGGAAAUUCAGACUAUUCCAGGGUUUACCCAGUCUGAGAUUGACAGUCUUCUAAUCAAUGGCGGUGAGAAUCAUCAGAUUUCAGAUUUUGAUUGUUUUAAACAGAUGGAGGGAUCGAAGGAGAGGUUGGAAUGGUGGAACACUGAGUUUGAUACAAAUUCUGAGAUUGAGAAUCUUCUCAUCAAUGGCGGUGGGACGGUACUGCUUCCUCAUCCUCAUCAGUCUCAUCAGGAGGGAAUAAUGUAUGAAGAAGACUAUGCAUCACUAGGGUAUAAUAUGUAGUGUAUAUAUGUAUGUGAGGUUAAUUACUUAUCAUUGGAUGUUAAGGAGCUGAUCAUUUCUGUUGUAAAUUGUGUGAAUAAUGUUUAUCAUUUUUCAUUGCAAAAUAAUUCUAUAC